Molecule: messenger RNA, 2218 nt
Organism: Patiria miniata (bat star)
Lineage: Eukaryota; Metazoa; Echinodermata; Asteroidea; Valvatida; Asterinidae
Product: ATPase family AAA domain-containing protein 3-A-like
Exons: 14
Coding region: 7-1923 (638 amino acids)
Biological process (GO): mitochondrion organization
Cellular component (GO): mitochondrion
Molecular function (GO): ATP hydrolysis activity; ATP binding; zinc ion binding
Source: RefSeq, a predicted model, not a curated record
CAUCCAAUGACCUUUGACCGGCUGAAUACGGCACGUGUGUUACAUCAGUUCAACUCAGAGUUUCGUGAGAUUUACGGUAACCGAGAUUUUCACUGCCAAUUUUCACCCAAAAUGUCGUGGCUUUUCGGUUUGGGCAAGACUCCCCCUCCACAGGAGGCUCCCCAGUUUCCGACUCUACCGGAGGGACUGUUCCCAGGCGGUGGAGGAGGGGGAGACGGGGGAAAGAAAGACGGGGAUGGUGACGGAGGAAAGUCCGCCAACGUUCCGGGCACGGGGAGUUGGAGCAACUUCGAUCCUACCGGGCUUGAGCGCGCAGCCAAGGCGGCAAAGGAGCUCGACACAUCACCAAAUGCAAAGGGUGCUCUCGAUUUGGCGAAGAUGCAGGAAGGAACCAAGCAGCAAGAGCAGCUAGCUAAGAUCAAGGAGUAUGAGGGUGCUCUUGAGCAACUGAAGGUCGAGCAGAUCAGAGUCCAGCAGGAAGAGAAACGGAAGACGCUCGGUUCCGAGACACAAGAACACCAGAAGAGGGCGCAAUACCAGGACCAAUUGGCCCGCAAACGCUACGAUGACCAGCUGGCACAGCAAAGGCGGAUGAAUGAGGACAACCUUGCAAGACAAGAAGAGUCAGUCAAGAAACAAGAGGGCAUGAGACGAUCAACCAUAGAAUACGAGGCGGAGCUUCGGCACAAGAAUGAAAUGAAGAAACUGGAGGCGGAGUUACGAGGCAAAGCCAAGAUAGAGAGGGAGAAUAAGGAUAUACGCAAGGAGCAGAUCAGACUAGAGGCGGCCGAACAUCGAGAGACCGUGCUGCAAUCAAUCAAAACUGCAGGAAGCAUAAUUGGCGACGGUCUGAAGAGUUUUAUAUCGGACUGGGACAAAGUCUCUGCAACGGCAGCAGGGUUGACGCUGAUCGCGCUGGGUGUCUACUCGGCCAAGAUGGGUACAGGGGUUGCUGCUAGGUACAUUGAGGCCCGCCUGGGCAAGCCAUCUCUAGUCAGGGAAACUUCACGGUUGACGCCGUUGGAAGUUUUACGACAUCCCGUGAAGACCACAAAGAGGCUGAUCAAUAAACCACUAGAUGCUCUGAGAGGGGUUGUUUUAAAGCCAUCACUUGAGGAGAGGCUACGUGAGAUUGCCAUAGCAACACGGAACACGAAAUCUAACAAAGGUUUAUAUAGGAAUAUUCUCAUGUACGGCCCGCCGGGAACAGGCAAGACGUUAUUUGCAAAGAAACUAGCUGUUCACUCAGGAAUGGACUAUGCCAUUAUGACCGGAGGGGACGUUGCUCCGAUGGGCAAAGAGGGGGUCAGUGCAAUGCACAAACUCUUUGAUUGGGCCUCUACAAGUAGAAGAGGUGUUCUCCUCUUUGUUGAUGAGGCUGAUGCAUUCUUAAGACGUAGAAGCACAGAGCUCAUUAGUGAAGAUGUCAGAAGUACAUUGAAUGCCUUCCUGUACAGGACUGGUGAACAGUCUAACAAGUUUAUGCUGGUGCUUGCAAGCAACCAGCCGGAGCAAUUUGAUUGGGCGAUCAACGAUCGUCUGGACGAGAUGGUGUCAUUCCAGCUGCCGGGAUUGGAGGAGAGAGAACGCAUGGUGCGGCUGUACUUUGACAGCUACGUCAUCAAGCCAGCUACCCAGGGAAAGAGGAGGUUAAAGGUCGGCCAGUUUGAUUUCAACGAAAAGUGUUCCAAGAUUGCAGAGAUGACAAAGGGGCUGUCCGGCAGAGAGAUCGCUAAGCUGGGAGUGGCUUGGCAGGCCAGUGCCUACGCAUCGGAAGACGGUAUCCUGACCAGCGAGAUGAUCGACCUGAGGGUACAAGACGCAGUGGCUCAACACACUCAGAAGGUGGACUGGCACAAGAGUGAGGAUGCCAAGCUGGAGAAGCUGGAGAAGAUACGGGAAAUUAAAACCAAGGGAUCUUAGAAAAUGAGAGUGAGAUGCCUGGCUUCUCCAAGUGGGUGGUGUCUUGCCUGGGUUUGUUUGUGGGAUAGUGAUGCAAGUCUCAAGGUGUUGGUCUUGGUCUUGACUCCUGGUAUCAGUGUCAGUGUUUUUCUUGGUCCUUCCAGCCUUGCUCGUCCACCUUCAAGCCUUGGUCUUUGACCUCAUGUUUCAGUUUUGGUCGAUGUCUUGGACUCCGACCAAAAGAUUUUGGUCAGGUCCUGACCAAGUUACUUGGAUGCCACUAUGUAAUUAAGCAAUAGUUCUCCUGUAGGUUUUA